CUGAUGUGAUGUCUUCAGUUUUGUCCGUCCGUGAUUAGCCACUCCUAUCUCGGCAAUACUUAAUUAGUUAUAAUUUCAUAAAUUUUGCUACGAGAGAUGUAGUUUUGUGAUCUCAAAGGAUUUUGUCAAAGUUUUAUGGCUUAAGUAUCCAAAGACAAGUGAACAAAUUAAAAUGACGGGACGCUCAGGCCGUGGUGUGUUUGGUAAGCUCUUCUCGAAGAAGCAGUAUACUAAAGAUGAGAGAGUUACAGAGAUCGGUAUGCCUACUAAUGUUAAACAACACAUACACGUUAGCAUGAACUCUGAAACGGGAAUGUUAGAAGGGUUACCAUCAUCAUGGCUACGACAGUUAAAUGCCCAAAUAUCGCCUUCGGAACAGAAGGAAAAUCCGAAUGCAGCACUUCAAGCUGUUACGUUUCACAAUUUUCACGUUUUAAAAAAAGAACAGGCAGAGAACGAGCCAUGCAAACCCAUUGUUACAGAAGAAGCAAUUACAAAAGAGGAAUUGGAGAUGAAAAAAUUCUUAGCUAAGAAAAAUGCUCACCAAAGUCAGGAUUCAGAUAUUUCAAUAGGUCAAAGUAGUGAAGAAGACAUUGCUCCUUCUGACACAUUCUCGCAGAGACAAACAAUGCCAGCUGCAACUACUAAGAAUAGUCUUAAAAAGAAAGAUGCAAUGAUGGAUUUAACUGCAAUAGUUGAGGAUUUAACAUUGAUUGGUGCUGAGCCAGAGGAAAGUCCUAUUCUAAGAAAAAAAGAGAUGAUGAAUGCUACCUUAUCUGAUGAAGAAAUAUAUGAUGAAUUAAAAAGAAUUUGUAACAAAGACGACCCAUAUGUACGUUUCCAAAGAAUCAAACAAGUAGGCGCUGGAGCUUCAGGAGUCGUGUUCAUCGCAAUAGACCACAAGGACAACUCCAGUGUCGCCAUCAAAGAUAUUGAUCUAACCAAACAAUCAAAAAAGGAUCUCAUACUCAAUGAAAUUAAUGUCUUAAAAGGUUUCAAUCACAAAAAUCUCGUCAAUUUCCUCGACGCAUUCCUUUGUUACGAUCACCUUUGGGUUGCAAUGGAAUUACUAGAUGGAGGUUCUUUAACUGAUGUGGUUACAGAAGUAGUCAUGAAAGAAGGUCAAAUCGCAGCAGUCUGCCGAGAGACGCUACAAGCAAUAGCGUUUUUACAUUCCAAAGGGACCAUUCACAGGGACAUAAAAUCCGACAAUGUACUUCUUGGCAUGGAUGGAACCGUGAAAGUAACCGAUUUUGGUUUCUGUGCGAACAUAGUGGGUGAUGAAAAACGACAAACUAUGGUAGGUACUCCAUAUUGGAUGGCCCCUGAAGUGGUCACUCGUAAACAAUACGGAAAGAAAGUGGAUGUAUGGUCGCUUGGAAUAAUGGCUAUUGAAAUGAUUGAAGGAGAACCACCAUAUAUGAAAGAAUCUCCAUUGCGAGCUUUGUAUUUGAUCGCGGCCGUUGGUAGACCCAAGAUACCCAGAUGGGACAAAUUGUCGCCCGAAUUUCAAGACUUUUUGGACAAGUGUUUGCAAGUUGAUGCGGAGGAGAGAGCAACGGCGGAUGAGCUGUUAAGUCAUCCAUUCCUGAACUGUGCAAUGGAAUUAAGAACUUUAACGCCUCUCAUUAAAGCAGCACAAAAGAUCCUUCACAAGAACUUCGACUGAACGGAAAGGAUAAAACGUAUCUGUAUUACCUUUUAACUGAUGUACGUAAAUCCAACUCAAAGAAUAUUCCUUCAAAGUAUUGGAAGUCUUUGCAAAAAAAAAUUGUCAUAUGCAUUGCUUUUUGUAAAGAGAAUAACUUCGGUCGAAUUAAGAAAAGUAAGUGCCAAUAUUAAAAUUAGAAAUUUUAUAAAAUUUUGUAUAACAAUGAUAAACAUCUAUAGAUGGAAUUAACUUUUAAAAGAUGCGGUAUAAGCAAAUUAAAAUUUGCAUUUUAUAUACCAUUGCAUAACAUGAACAAAUUUUGCUAAAAAUUUACGAAGAUAAGGAAGAUAAAUCUAAGAUGAAAUACCAUUGACUUUGAUACUAGCAAUAUUCGAAUUGUGUUCAGUAUUCGUAAUGAAAUCGCUAGAUAUUCAUUUUGGCAAAACGCAAAGCGUAUUUUAACUCGGCUUAUCACCAUUCUAGUGAAGAUAGGGUUUUAUCUGCUACUGAUAUAGAUAUACAUAGCACAUCACGCAUAAUAUUCUCUGUCGCGUAUGUGAAGGCUCUAUGUAUGUACAAUUCAAUGCCAUAUUGUGUUAAGUUUUAAGUUCGUUAAAGCUUGUCUAAUAAGCUUUAAAAUUACUUAACGGCUAUUAAAAAUUAUUCUGUCCAAGUAUUCACGAAUUUUAAUAAAUAAGUGUACAAAAAAAAUCGCUUAUAGGCCAUCGUAUCUCGUAAAAUAUUGUCUAUUUUGAUAUUUUUUAUAUAAACAGAUCUACAAUUUUUACAGAUAUCCAUUCUUAUAAUGUUUUUUUUUUAUAUUUGUAAUGAACUAAAAUUAUCACAAAUAAGCACCGAUGUAAAAUAAUAUUGUGACGUUAUCUAACAUAGGACCUAACGCACAUAUUUUCAUAGUGAAAGCGAUGCAAUAUUAAAGCAAAACUCGAGACUACGAAGACUCAUGAUACUAUACUCAAUAAAUAUAUAUUAAAAAUAAUAUAAUCAUACGUUUGAUUCAAAUAAUAAAAUACCGUUAAGAAUUGUAAGGAUUUAACUCCCCUGCGCGCAAAAUACUAAAUAGGUACUUGUUAAACAAAAGAAACGUGGGUGCCUAGGAAGUCGAAAAGCAUCAAUCAGUACAAAUGUUAAACGUUCGAAAAUACACUUUAUGUUUUUCUAUUAAGGUCGAAAUUCUCUUAUCGUAUAUCUGGAAUAAACUAUCAAUUUGCGACGACCACACAUACAGAGAUACGUCGGUCUUUUGCUUAUAAAAAUCGCUUGCUUUUGUGUUCUUAAGGUUAGGAGCAGUUUCUUUAUAUCAAUUUACCAAAAAGCUGUACAUAGUUCGUUAAGUUAGUUAUAAUAUGAUUACAUGUGGCAUUUUGUAUUUAUAAGGUAAAAUUAUAGUUUAUAAUUUAAUUUUAUAUUGCAAAAACUCCUGUAUGAAAGAAAUUCAUAAGACGCUAAAUAUAAGCAUUAUAUUUUUGUAGGCGUGAUGACAGUAUUAAAGAAUUAAAAAAUAAAUGAUUUUAGAGAAGAAUCUAUUUUAAAAGGAUUCUAAAAAAUUAUCCAAUUUUAAUAUACACAUUGAGAUCAAUAAGAUUUUUAGUAAAAUAAAAAUAUAAAAUUCUGCAAUCGGCCAUGUUAUUUGAAACACCAAUCAGAGCGAAUGACGUCACGCCUCAGUAUCUAUAACCGUUUCUCUUGAACAGUUGUUGUCUUUACGCGUUUCAAAAUUAAUUUAAGUUGGUUAUUCGCGUUUUUGUGAAGAAAAUAAAACAUCUAAGAUCUAUCAAUGAUGGAACAAGGUUUUGUUGAGGCAAAUUCCUCUAAUUUACCCAGGAUUUGUUAAUGUUAGGAGAGUUUUUUUCAUCAAAUAAAGACUUGCUUAUCUAAAUUUCGAAAUGUGAAAACUUCCUUGUAAGUACAUUUUUAUUUAUCUUUAGUGUUAUCAUAGGUAUUUUUUUAUGUUAGCUAUAUAGUAUUACUCGCAUAUGAAGAGCCCUAAUAUUUUUACCAGUUUUUACUUUUAAGACAAUAUUUCAUUUAGCUCCACUAGUACUGAAUUUGUGAAUUUACAUAUUUACGAAUACUUCUAUAAAUCUAAAUAUAUGAUAAAUAUAUAAUAAAUUUUUAUUAAUCUCUGCCUCAAUUUGCAAUUUCUUCAAAAUGUUCUGUAACCAUACUUUCUUUUAAUUGCUUUUCAUAUUCUUCAAGAACCAUCAUCUUUCGUUUAUCAUAAGGUCGUUCUGCUUUUGUAGAUUGUUCUUCAAUCUGGUUGGCAAUCGAAUGUAUUUUUACAUAGAAAGACCGCACACCACUUGUAAACUUUGGAAUUCAUUUUUAACCUUAGGAAAUACGCAAUACUUUCUGCCUUUCUUCGUUAAGUAUAGACACAAUACAACGUUUACUGUCGUUUACUGAGGCAUGACGUCACGUGCAGGCGCCAUGACACCUGCGGGUGUUUUCGAGCGAAAUUCAAAAUAGGUAAAUAAAAAUGUAAUUAUUUGCGUAAACUACUAGUUUAUAGAUUAUAGAAAUAAAAUUACUUUCAGUAAUGGUAGAUGUAUACCUACAUUAUAGAAGGUUAUUUCAAAAUCAGUCAUCAUGCCUAUUCUUUUUAAUUUUUUUCUUUCUUUACAUUCCUAUUCUUACAAACUAUUUGAAACGACCAAAAUGUUUUAAUUUGAUGUUUUUAAACUCUGCUUCUAGAUUUAAGGUUUAAUUAAGACUGUAAUGACAUUAUGCUCACAUUCUAUAUCGAUGACUGUUCUUUUAUAAAAUAAAAUUGUAAUGUACAACUUACAAUACAAAAAACCUUAUGAAUAAAAUUUUGUAUUAUGUCUUGUAUUAGUUGUAUCUAUAUUUACUCUCUGUAUAAAUUGCCCGUGCUUUGUUAAAAAAAAGCAAUUGCAAAAAAAUUGUAGGUUUAAAAAAAAAAUUAGGCGCCAAGUUGUUAUUUGCUUGUUUAAUAUUAAAAUAUCGUGCAAUAGAUAUUAUAAAAACAAAAUUCUAAAAGAUUUUCUUUAAUUUUAAAACGAUGUGAUUAAGUGUCAAAGAAAAUAGCGGCCAUCUUGUUUAGUUGUUAAAAAAAAAACUAAUAUAUAUUAAUUAAUAAUUAUAAAAAAUAUUACAAGAUACUUUUAUUUUAGUAUUAUUUUGUAUUAUUUUAUGACAUAAGCAGUCGCCAUAUUAUGUGGAAUCACGUAGGAAAUAUCAGAUAGCGACGGAUUAUAAUGAAAUUGGUGACACUACCAUAAUACCCUCCACCAAGAGUGCCUGCUUUAUAUUAAUUGUAACUGUAUUAAUAUUAGAUUAAAUGCAUUUUGUCGCACAACGAAAAAUUGUGGUAUUGUAUUUAAGCUAGAUCGCUGUAGUCAUAAGUUUAUAUACACCAAUGACACUUUUUGAACAUUUUAUUACUAGAGAUUUGCCUAUUAAAUUAUUUUUGUAAAAGUUAA
Nymphalis io (European peacock) is the source of this 5112-nucleotide messenger RNA. RefSeq names its product serine/threonine-protein kinase PAK 1 (gene Pak3). NCBI's taxonomy places the organism in Eukaryota, Metazoa, Arthropoda, Insecta, Lepidoptera, Nymphalidae. Gene Ontology annotation, biological process: regulation of axonogenesis; regulation of MAPK cascade; intracellular signal transduction. The transcript is spliced from 2 exons. Gene Ontology annotation, cellular component: cytoplasm. Bases 173 to 1669 code for a protein of 498 amino acids. Gene Ontology annotation, molecular function: protein serine/threonine kinase activity; ATP binding. The record is from RefSeq and is a predicted model, not a curated record.